This is a messenger RNA of Lutzomyia longipalpis, 3338 nucleotides long. RefSeq names its product opioid-binding protein/cell adhesion molecule homolog. Gene Ontology annotation, cellular component: neuron projection. The transcript is spliced from 12 exons. Lineage: Eukaryota; Metazoa; Arthropoda; Insecta; Diptera; Psychodidae. The record is from RefSeq and is a predicted model, not a curated record. The coding region runs from base 1061 to 2419 and encodes 452 amino acids.
UUGGAGCUUUUAUCAUUUAAAAUACAAAAUGACUCUUGAGACAAAAGAGCGGAUUCACACGCUUUCAUUAAUUAAAAUGCAUUUGCAUAAGCUUGUGCCGUCACAGUUGAGACGAUAGAACUUGAAAGAACUGUGUGUACAUUCGACCACUCUUCGGAAAAUUCAUCAUUUUGUGGAAAGUCCUUUUUUUCUCACUGGGAUACCAACUGUGUGGCAUGAUGCAGACUUGUGUGCUGUAGUAUUAAGUGUUUGACACUCAUUGGAGCAAAGACAAAAAAUACAUUUUAGAAGGAAAUCCAUGUGAGAAGUGUGGGAGGGUGCACAGAGCGAAAGAAUAAAAAAACAGGCCGUGUGGGAAAAGCUCGUUGCGUUUAACUUUGUGGCGGAAGUGACUUGAAAGUCCUGUCGGAAGUGGGCAAAAGACACUCACUCACAUAGUUCCAGGCAUUAUAUCGCGGGUGAGGUGGAAAAUAAUUUCACCAAAUGGAAUAUUAUUAUUUGUACUCUACAAGUCCAUUUACUCUAUUUGUGCGGCAUCAGCACGAGGGGGUGUAAAAAUAAACCCCCAAACAGUGAGUGGAAGGGCCAAAGGAGGGAGAAAAAAUCUUUAUUACGAUGGAAAAUAGAGUUUCGUGACAGUUGGUAAUAAACAGAAUGCUGAAGUGAGAAUUACCCAAAAGCCCCUUUUGCCGAAAAGCACCCCCCCAAAAAUCCGCAUGUGAAAGUGGAAGUGAGACGAGAAAUCACAAGAGAACACCAAGAGAAGAAAUUGCUGUGCUUUGGUGUAUCGAAGUGAAUUGUGUGAGCAGAGUUGGAAGAAGCCAACCAACUCUGUUUUUGUGCGUGAACAUUGAUCUAAAAAGGAAAAAAAAAGUAGAGUGUGGGAAAGACUUUGUGUGUGCCCAUCAUCCUCCUCAUGAGCCCAGAGUGCGAAUUGUACAAGGGACUGAGCGUCAAAACCACCCAAUACGAUCAUCAUCCACCCCCUCAUCGAAGGGUGACGACUACCUUAGUUUGAGCAUCAAACUAACGACCCCGAAGAAAGACAAGGAGGGACGCUAUGAGAGGGCUGAGUGAAAUAUUUUUUGCACAAACUCUUUUUCUACUUAAUGGAAUUUUUAUGACCACAAUACACGGAGACGAAGAUUUACCCAAAUUUGGUGAACCCAUACAGAAUGUGACUGUUCCCAUUGGUCGGGAAGCAACACUCAGCUGCACGAUAGACAAUUUGCAGACGUACAAGAUUGCGUGGCUCCGUGUGGACACGCAAACAAUUCUCACGAUCCAGAAUCAUGUUAUUACGAAGAAUCAUCGGAUGAGUAUCACGCACGCCGAGAAGAGAUCAUGGGUUCUUAAGAUUCGUGAUGUUAAGGAGUCAGACAAGGGAUGGUACAUGUGUCAAAUAAACACGGAUCCCAUGAAGAAUCAAGUUGGAUACUUGGACGUUGUUGUUCCGCCGGAUAUUUUGGACUAUCCAACAAGCACGGACAUGGUUGUGCGGGAGGGAAGCAAUGUGACGCUAAAAUGUGCCGCCACUGGAUCCCCAACGCCAACAAUCACCUGGCGUCGAGAGGGUGGAGAACCCAUUUCUCUAGCUGGCGGAAAGGAAGUGACCAGCUUCAAUGGGUCCGUGCUUACAAUUCCACGAGUGAACCGACUGAACAUGGGAGCUUAUCUCUGUAUAGCAUCGAAUGGUAUUCCACCAACAAUUAGCAAAAGAGUCAUGCUCAUCGUACACUUUCCACCAAUGAUCUGGAUCCAGAAUCAACUUGUCGGUGCAGCACUUGGUCAAUCGAUAACACUCGACUGUCAAUCGGAAGCUUUUCCCAAAUCCAUCAACUACUGGAUGCUCAACGAUACAAUCAUCACUCCAGGAGAACGGCACGAGCCCACGACGUACGAGAACACCUAUCGAGUUGUGAUGCGACUCACGAUAAAGAGGGUAGAAAAUGCAGACUUUGGAUCCUACAAGUGUGUCGCGAAGAAUUCACUCGGAGACACCGAUGGAGCCAUCAAAUUAUACCAUAUUCCGCAUUCAACGUUAUUGACUACAUAUCUUCCAACGACUGCAGUUGAGACGACCCCAUUGAUAAUUCAACAGCAGAAGGAGAAUCCCGAAGAUCGAGCAACGUACUACAAAUCAACCGCUGGAGCUUCUGUAGCAGUGAAUAAAAUUCUAAUCGGAUCAACAUCCGGCUCCUGGAAUUCGGAUGGUCGAGAAAGAGAUCAUCGCCAUCGGUUCGACAGUGUGCCAAGCACGGAGGUCCAGAGGGACGUGGAUCUCAUUACAAAGGAGCAAUAUGAAGCCUCAUCUAAGGCGUCAAAAGCUUCCCAGCAUCCAUCCCAAUUCCAAUGGAUUCACUUAAUGCUUCUCAUCGUAUCCAGCGUGGCUUCCAAUUGUAGACGAUACACCAAGUGAAUGGCUCCUCUAUAUGUAUAUGAUGGGCAAUUGAAAUGAGAUUGGCAUUGAUGGGUGCAACAUAAUUAAUUCCCCGCACACAGCUUUAAUUGAAAACUGCUCUUUCCUCCCGUCGCGAUAAAUCUCACAGAUUAUUUUCACCCUACCAAUUCCAUGCUGGGUGUAGCACAUAAAUGGACCAACCCGUGGAAUCUAAUCAUCGAAAGUGAAUUAAAAAAGAAUCGCAGUGAAGACGCUAAGGGGAGAAUAAAUCAUUUUUCAAUUGAUUUCUGAGUGCAUUCCUUUGCUUGGCGUUAUUAAAUUUAUCUCCCUAUUCGAGGAUAAAGAAAAAAAAUUCAAGAAUUCAAUGAGCAUUUCUUAAUUGGAUUUUCCUUUCAUACAUACAUAUAUGUUUUAACUCAAAGAGUAAAACUUUAUUUUUUUUUAAAUUUAAUUAACUUUUUGUGAUCAAAGAAUUUUUUCAUAGGUACCAUGCGAUAUUUUGUUAAAGUCAGAGUAAAGAGAAAAUUUGAUUUAUUAAAUAUGGAUCGAUGCUUGUUUUACACAAAAAAAUAAUAUGUAUACCCUAUCUAAAAUAUCAUAAAUGAAAAACAAAUAGCUAUUUAAUACUGGUCGCUCUGUGAAUGCAAAAAAAAUAUGAAAUACAAAAUUGGAAAUUUAUGGACGUACCAAUUUCAAUGCAAAUUAGUCAACAAUUCCAAUUGAGUGGAAAAAUAUAAACAAAGAAUAAAAAAUUCAUUGAAUAGAUGCGAUAAAAAAAACAAAUGAAUGAGACUGCAGUAAUCUACUUAUAUGCAAAUAUACAUCCCCUGAACAAAAAGGACUAAACUCACAACCAAAAAUAUUAUUGAAAAGCAAACGAUUUAAUUUAAAAUAGAAUAUUAAGCAAAAUAAAGUAAUGUGGGGAAGUUUUGUAGCA